This is a messenger RNA of Phytomonas sp. EM1, 2982 nucleotides long. The record is from the annotation of a GenBank genome assembly. Lineage: Eukaryota; Euglenozoa; Kinetoplastea; Trypanosomatida; Trypanosomatidae.
AUGCUGACAUGUGGCCUCGUUUUACGACGACGCAAUGGGUUUUACAUUGCCAAUCACCCCUGGUUGAAGCUUUCAGGCUUUGUUAAAAUUGGAUUUAGCACAAGUCUCGAGACGCGGCUGCAAAUGGCAUCAUUUCAAACAUGUUUCACUCCAGAAUGGUACUACCAUGUUGUUUUUGAGUGUGAAGCAGCGAAGGAGGCGCUUUUGCUCGAGCAGUCCGUUUUGUACUGCGUAGCCGAAAGACGCGUGGCUAAUAGAGAAUUGAUACGUGCGACAGAGGAUGAGGUCGCCGAAUUGACUCGCCUUAUUGUCCAAACACUAAAUAUCAACGUUGUAGAAAGGAAGAGGCCUGAAUACUCCAAGCAAGGCGGUGUUGACAUACAGGAGGAUGAAUCACUGCACUUGGGGGGCACUUCACAAGUUGCUUUCACUAAUGGUAAAAACAGUAGUCAUGAAAUAGAUCCAGCACAUCACCUAAAUCGAUCCGAGCUAUCCAUUAUGCCUUAUAUGCAUCUACUGAACAGUAUAAAGCAUCGCACGCCUGAUUUGUGUACAUCCGCUUCGGAUAAUGGUGUUCUAGCAUCGCGUAUGCUACCUUAUUCAGACGAAUCUGUCGCUGAAGCACCACUAUUCUAUGAUGAAUGGGGUGAAUUCGAUAAAUUGACGGAUAAAAGGUCAAGUAUCAUCCGCGUCGACGCUGAAAAUUACACGCUAAAGGAGCUUCGACCCUACCAGAUUGAAGCAGUUGAACGAGUGAAGCGAGAACUUGAGAUACGUGGAAAGACCAUUUGCCAGAUGGCAUGCCGCUGCGGAAAGACGCCAGUUGCUUUCCAUAUUAUGAAGGAGACUCUUGUAGACAGGGGUAACAGUAUGAGCGCUCGGCUGCUUUAUCUAGUUCCUGGUCUUUCCCUACUCCGACAAACCGUCAAGAAGUUGUACCAUUACGGCCUGAAAGGGACACCUUUGUUACUCAUAGGCUCAGAUCCCAACCCGAUUUUUCUAGAGUCAGACUACAGUGUGACUAUGACCACAGACCCAGCUCUCAUUCAUGAAACUGUUCGAAGGAAUGAACGCAUUGUUGUUUUUUCUACUUAUCACUCAUCCCCCUUGCUCGAGCAGAUGAAUGUUUUCGCGCUCACUGUCUUUGAUGAGUGCCACCGGGUUUGCGGAAGUUCGGACAAGACACCAUUCAACACCAUCCUCCACCUUCCACCGAGUGGGCGUCGUCUGUUUCUUACAGCAACCCCCACUUAUGACACCCCUUUGCGCAUGAACAACGAGAAUCUGUUUGGCGGGAUCGCCUACCGCUAUUACCUACGUGAAGGCAUUGAUUCUGGGCACGUCAACCCUUUUUCGGUUCGUAUUAUUCUUGGUGCUUCCUUAAAUGACAUGAAUCCAUACUUUUUCGAGGCUAUGAGUCGAGUUGACAAGAUGUUGGUGUUUUGUCGAAACAUCGAACAUGCUGAACAGCUCGGCAAAUCGUUGCAGCUAGCGAUGGACACUGCCAAACCAACAGAACUGAAGCCUCUCCGAAUAUUCGUCGCCCACUCGCUCAUGGGGGGUGCGGGUGUCGCUGACACAUUGGAUAAGUUUUCUGGGGCUCAGCGCGCUAUUCUGUUCAAUGUACGGCUCUUUCAGGAAGGUGUUGAGAUACCAGAUCUAAAUGCUGUCUUCUUUGCGGCGCCUCGCUACAGCUCGCGCGAUAUCAUCCAGAGUAUUUGCCGCCCGCUCAAUAAACUUCCUAACAAGCCCAAUUCUUAUGUGUUUUUGCCUGCCGCAAUCAACUCCGAGUAUCCUGCCAAUAGUCCUAUUAAUCUUCAGAACUUUUCGACACUUGUUCCCUUUACAGAUGCCCUCAUGGAUGAGGAUCCGACCUUGUUUGAAUAUAUGCUUGACCCACAAAGGAAGAGUUACAACAUCGACGUGGUUGGCGUCCGCGCCUUGAAGUUAAGCUCAGAAGAAAUUCAAAAGUUCAUUCUCCCUGCGAUUCGUCGGGGUGUUCGCUACUCCAACUCGCAGACAGACCGGCUCCGUCGCGCCGCGCGUUUACCAUGGAAGCAGGCGUUCGCCGAGCUGAAGCGAAUCGUCCUGGAGUGUAAUCGGUACCCCAAGACAAACGAUGCCUGGGUGAUUGGGGAUACUUCCGUUUCGAUGAACCUCUUCUACUGCUACGCUCGCCGUGGAUACGCACAGUACCUGGCCGGACAACAGACGUUUCUGGAAACCUAUCAGAUCCGCGACUUGGAGUCCCUUCCUCAGUGGCGAACAUAUGGCACCGAGGGUCCAUACCCAUGGAAGGAGUGCCUCAAAACCUUGGAGGAUCAUUUGGCCAAGUACGGUGUCCCACCCCCGCUCGAUGUGCACAGGGGUGGGUUUAUCGGACUUAAUGCGACACCAUUUGAGCGCCUCUCUGGAUUUCUCAUGCGAAUCAAUCAGUCAGACGGUAAGGAUAGGCUUAGGCUCGAUUCGGACAAACAGAGGGAUCUGGACCGAGUCUGUGGUCAAUACGGAUUGCAGUGGCGGAAGAGGCGCAAUAAAGUUACCGGUAUGCUGAUUGAAAACAGCACAACGUUUAUAUCAAUUUUAUACGAUCAAUUCAAACAGCUCUACAAAAACGUUGAUCAUCUUCCCGUCUUCCAGAAAUACUUAGCGGAGCAUUUUCCAGGCUACCCCGAAAAGCAUACGAGGAUGGAGAAUUUAGAGCGAUUGCAAGAGGGGCGCGUCCCACCACGCUGCCAACCACAUCGGCGGAGGCGGAAGGCAACCGCGACUAGUGAUUCGAGGCAGGUGGGACAGAAUAAUGGGAUUCAUGUCGGACGACACACCCAGAACAAGGAUCAGACAGUCAUGUGCCGGGUUUGCCGAAUACAUAUCAAGGCGUCAGCGUACCGACUCCACAUCCAGAGCCCAGAGCAUCUUGCCUGCCAAGAAAUGGACCUUUCCACGUUAAAAAAACGAAACAGCAUGAUAGAAAAGAAGUGA